GCGCAUCGGCGGCCAAUGGUCGGCCUCCUGUGCCCCCGGCGAAUUGUCUCUUAUAAAAGCGGGCCGAGCCGUCCGGGAUGGCAGACAGACUACCUCAGCAGUAUGGAGCGUACGUCAGUGAUUGCGGCUCGGCCCGACCCUUCCUCCUUCAGUGCCAAGUAUUCCCCCGGUGCCCUUGGAUCCGCCUUCACGCCGUUAUCUCGAGUGCCACCGACCUUCCCCCUAUUCCAGUCGCUACCGUUCCUGCCUCAGACGCCCUCCGCCAGUGCCAACAAACAGGCUCCCCUCAGUCUGGACUCUAGACUGAUGGGGAUGCUGCAGAGCUACGGGUCCCUGGGGCAGCUGCCGUGGGCCGCCCUGGGCGCCAGCGGCGACCUGGCCCUCAACCGCCUGCUCCUGACCCCCGGAGGCCGCCUGAGCCGCCCCAAGAAGCGCUACAUCUGCAAGUAUUGUCAGCGGGAGUUUACCAAGAGUUACAACUUGCUGAUCCACGAGCGAACCCACACGGACGAGCGCCCCUUCCCGUGCGACAUCUGCGGCAAGGCCUUCAGGAGGCAGGACCACCUCCGCGACCACAAGUACAUCCACAGCAAGGAGAAGCCCUUCAAGUGCGACGUGUGCGCCAAGGGCUUCUGCCAGGCGCGCACGCUCGCCGUGCACAAGGCCCAGCACGCCCACGACGGCCCCGUGGUAGCGCCCGCGCCCGCUCCCUCCUCGCCCGCGUCCUCGCCGCCCGCGCUCCCCCCCGCGUGCCACAGGCGCCCCCAGGAGGACGAGGUGGUGGACGUGCUUCGCUGCGACGAUGAUGACGCGGGGGUGGAGGACGACGUGAUGCAGACGGUGACGGAGGAGGAGGAGGAGGAGCUGCCCGUCGCGCCCGCGCCCAAGAGACUCGGCUUCUCCAUCGCAGACAUCAUGAGCAGAUAGAGGGGGCGCCGACCCCCCGCCCCCCACCCAGUGCCAUGUGUCCUCGCAAGCUUUAAUUUUGUACAUAAACAUUUAUAUUAUUGUUGCUGCAUAUUGUAGCCUGUGACGAAUCUUUAUUGUUGUAUAAGAGUUGUAUGUUUCCAUGUUUAUUAAAACGAUGAAUAUUUA
Penaeus monodon (black tiger shrimp) is the source of this 1095-nucleotide messenger RNA. RefSeq names its product protein odd-skipped-related 1-like. The coding region runs from base 16 to 927 and encodes 303 amino acids. Lineage: Eukaryota; Metazoa; Arthropoda; Malacostraca; Decapoda; Penaeidae. The record is from RefSeq and is a predicted model, not a curated record. Gene Ontology annotation, molecular function: RNA polymerase II transcription regulatory region sequence-specific DNA binding; DNA-binding transcription factor activity, RNA polymerase II-specific. Gene Ontology annotation, biological process: regulation of transcription by RNA polymerase II; embryo development. The transcript has a single exon. Gene Ontology annotation, cellular component: nucleus.